CUUGAACAAAAGACAUUUAGUCAUCGUCUAAAAGGGGGCAAUAUUGCAACAUGUUCUUCCCCCUGAUGGUGUGUUAAGACUGAUUUGUUAUUGCGACACGGUACACGAAGGGUAAAAACUAUGAAGACAUGCAUGCAGUGGAUAAACCCAAUCUGACUUUUUAGCUCUGCGGUGUAGCCUGAAAGAGUCUGUUUGAAGACCACGGCCAACACGAUUCCGAGAUGGCCAAGGCAGUCGAACACGGGUUGAAGAAGGUCAACGAGAUCUAUGACCAGGGCGAUCUUAUGUGCGAGCUCAGCAGGACGACCAUCUUGACCCGACAGACCAACGAUGACGGCAGCCAAGCCUACGGCAAGAUCAACGUCGUCAAAGGCAUGCAGUGGAACCCCAUCAAGAUACCUUCGGAUGUUCUUCUGGAGAAGUGCAAGCUCCUUGGGUCGGACCAGGUCGUUGGCGUCGUCUCAGGGAAGAAACUGAGCGUUUACGACACACGUGGGCACCAUGUCCGACUGAUAGACGUCCAGAAGAAGGGUCGGGUCAAGACCGUGGAGAACAUCAACGCCAUCGCAGUUAUAACGGACAAGAUCCUUGUUGCGGAAUCGCAGCGUUACAAUAACCUGAUACAUGUUGUGGAUUACAAUUCUGGAGAUGCUGUCAUGUCGCUGACCAUUGAUCAGAAGAUUACCGGAAUUAUUCCCAUUCGGACCGGGCUAGUUCUCGUGAGGUUGAAAGAGAAGAUCCAGGCCGUCGACUACGCGCACUAUCCCCGAGUGGACAUCACCGAGGUCAUCGCCUACGGUCGGACCCUUGUUAACAUGUGUGUGAAAGGUGGCAACGACGAGCUCUACGUCAUGUUCGUCAAGGGAGUUACAUCCAAGGUUCUUGAAAUCCACGUCCUGGAUGACAAAUACCAAGAACUUCACAGAACAAAGAUCACCCACUCCACAUCCAUCUUGAGUUUAAGGGCGGUGUAUACAUCACAAGGACCAGGUUAUCUGGUCAUUCAAAUGGGAUCCACCAUCUUUACUUUCAAAUGCUCAUUUGGUCAUCGGAAAGGACCAGCUAAAGAAAGCGAAUUGAAGAGCCCAACAAAAAAGAAAUUCUACGCAGAGAGGCAGCUGCCGCCUCCUUCAGUCCCGAAGCCCAGUACCGAGAAGGAAAAAUCAGAAGACGCUCAGACCGAAAAGGACAAAGAUGAUGACGAGUUUGCCGAAUCGGCCCCAAAUACUCCGACUGUUAAACAGAAGACGUUGGACCUUGGACCGGUCCUCCUCGAUUCAAACGACCCGAAGUCAGCUGAAAAAGAAAAGAGCAAGUUACUGGGAGAAACUACCAUUGCGUUUGAGAAGACAGAAUCGAGAAGGGACAAACCAAAUUUAGCAGAGAACCGAAAACCGAGCCCUUCAUCACCCAAACCGGUCCGACAGAACAUGCAGAAUGUGACCACGCCACAGGAUAAAACCGAAACGCCAUCUAUACUGCUUACAGGGAGAGAUUCCUUAAAAGGAAAAAUGAGAAAUGCCGCUGAGGGAGGGAACAAACCAGAUCAUGUUCAGCGUGAUUCGAACCAGACCUCCAGGCUACCAGAUGAGGCAAAAAAUACACCAGCCUUUGAGUCCAGCUACAUCGGUGAAGAGGGCGGUGUGAUACAAAGCAACAAAUACGGAUUCUCUCUCAGCAUACCUCCUGGCGCCAUCGCUAAGGGCCAACGCAAAUGGAUAGGUGUAGGACUAUCACGCGAAUCACCCACCACUGGAACAUCAGCGGGAGGAGUCAGUAUCUCGCCCAUGAUCUGCUCCGAGCCGUCGGGGCUAGAACUGGAGAAGCCUGCGCGGAUCAACCUACAGCACUGUCUGAGCUCGUGGUCGAAUGAUACCCACGUCCGCGUCCACGAACUUGCGGGCGACAGCGAUAGACGAGGUGGACCCGGUGGUGGAGAAAAGGAGAAAGAAGCAAAAUGCUCGAUUGGAAAGAAUGGUGAGUUAACGCUGGAUGUGACGCGACUUGGACGGUAUUCGUUGACAGUGAUGGGCAGUGAGGUUUACAAGAAGCUCGUCUGUCGUCCCUUCAUUCCCAAGAGAAUGCCGACCACGAAGAAACCCAUCAUCAACGUUCUGAUCUAUGACCUCACAGACGGAAUGAAGAAGAUGAUGAUGGAGGAGAUAGAGAAGGAGUCUCCCUACCCAGUCAUCCCAGCGCACAUAGGAAAGAACUUCAUAUUCAAUCUAAACGGACAAGACGCGCCAGAGAUUCAACUCACCUGUCACGCAGUUGGGUACAUGGAGGUGAAAUCGCUGUCGGCAAGUGAGCUGAUUGAGUUUAAGUCCAAUUCAGUGGACUUUCAGGUCGACUGCAGCAAUGGACGAGCACAAGACAUCACUAUAGAGCUUUGUUUUGGCAACAAGAAAAUUGACAUGAUAUGUCAUGUAGAUAUUCCCUGCGGCGCUCAAGAUCAACAUAGCGCACCACCGCGAUAUCAGUCAACAGAGAAUGUCUAUUCUAGCCCAAGCAAACCUUUGCCACCAGCGGACGUCGGCCACCAAACUGAUGUCCCAUCCCAGGUCAUUCACGAUAUCGCUAGCGAGGUACCACAUAACUACUACAUUCCUUUAGGCCUCAAGCUCGGUCUGGAGAAGGCCAAACUGGACUCCAUAUUGGUAAGCUGUGCCAACGAUUCCGAGGAAGCCACCUACAGGGCUUUGGAAGCUUGGAAGAACAGAAUCGGAGUGGACAAUCGAGAGAGAUUGAGAGAUAUUCUGGUGGCGUCGGAUUUGAGGAGGAUCGCGGAGAAGUUCCUAAAUUGAACAAACUAAGUAAUUAAAGAUUGGUGGAGAGACAUUCUAGUUCUGAGUAUUUGAAGGGGGUCGUAGAAAAUCUUGAAAUGGACAUGGUCAGUCUUUCAAGAAAAGUCGAAGCCACCUACCGGGCACUGGAAGCUUGGAAGAAUAGGAUCGGGUGGACAAUCGAGAGAGGUUGAGAGCUAUUCUGGGGGCGUCGGAUUUGAGGAGGAUCGCGGAGAAGUUCCUAAAUUGAACAAACUAAGUAAUCAAAGAUUGGUGGAGAGACAUUAUAGUUCUGAGUAUUUGAAGGGGGUCGUAGAAAAUCUUGAAAUGGACAUGGUCAGUCUUUCAAGAAAAGUCGAAGCCACCUACCGGGCACUGGAAGCUUGGAAGAAUAGGAUCGGGGUGGACAAUCGAGAGAGGUUGAGAGAUAUUCUGGUGGCGUCGGAUUUGAGGAGGAUCGCGGAGAAGUUCCUAAAUUGAAUAAACUAAGUAAUUAAAGAUUGAUGGAGAGACAUUCUAGUUCUGAGUAUUUAAAAGGGGUCGUAGAAAAUCCUGAAAUGAACAUGCUAAGUCAUUCAAGAAAAGUCGAAGCUACCCGCAGAUCUCUGGAAGCUUGGAAGAACAGAAUCGGGGUUGACAAUCAAGAGAGUUUGAGCGGUAUUCUGGUGCUGCGGAUUUGAACAAGUCAUCAAAGAGACGUUCAAAGACAUUCUAGUUCCUGUGGAUUUAAAGAGGCCUGUAUGUGAGUUUUUGAACAGAACCUCUGAAAUCAUAGAAGAUUAAUUGACAAGGAUCGUGGUGAAGUUAUCAAAUUAAACAAACUUAGCCAUUCAUGAGUUCACAGACAUUCUUUGGGCUGCGGGUUUGAAAAGGAUAGCAGAGAAGUUCCUGAAGAGAAGAUUUCGACUUGAGGAAGAACAAUGCACAUUACCGUGGAAGGCAAUGACAUUUGAAAGGGUCUUUGAGUGGAUGACUGUGACAAAUCUAGGAUAUAUUUUUAAAAACUACAGUCAUUUUAGAGGGUAGUAGAAGAAUUUUUGAACUUGGCCUCUUGACUCUUGAGCCAACAAAAUUAUUAUCAUCGUCUUAGUGGGCAAUUGCCGUUUCCUAUUACAUUUAAAUCCUUUGGCUUUCAUGGCUUUGGACAAAUGACGGUCUAUGCAAAAUACCUAUCUAUGAUAAUGGAAAAAUCUAUGCAAAUAUGCAAUCGUAAACUGGUAAACGGACUAUGUUGCUGUAGUAACGAACAUUUUUAUUUAAAAUGAUUAAGUAGAUUUCUAAAUAGAAUUUCUUGCCGUUUCGGAUCAACAAUUUUUUUCUGAAUUUUUGAUUGUGAUUCAAAGGCCCCUUCACCCUCAUCAUCGAAUGGAAGAGCCACUCUAGGAUUGAGCCGGCAAAAGAAGUAAUAUGCAUUUGUGAGACUCGCCAGCAUGACCAGAGACAAUAUUGGUGUGUGCAGUUAUUCUGAAUAAUUGUUGUUUUAAUGACCAUGAGGAAUAAAAGCAUAAUUAUGCAUACUGAUGGAUAUGUAGAUUUGUCUGUCUAGAUAGCAAAUGAAAAUCCAGCUCAAUUUGAAAUUUGAACAGGUGGGCGUUUCAUAAAGCUGUUCGUAAGUUAAGAGCGACUUUAAGAACGACUGAUGACCCUUUCUUAGCGCUUAACCAUCGCCAGUGAAGAUACCAUUUACCACAAGAAAGGAUCACUAGUCAUUCUUAAAGUCGCUCUUAAAUUAGGAACAGCUUUAUGAAACACCCACCUGAUUCAAUUGCUGGCAUAUCGUAGUGAUUUGUCUGUAUGGCGUUUGUUGCGGCAUUUUGUCUUUUGCAGAGUUCCAAUUUGCCCUAAUUUGUCAUUUAUACAUGUUCACGACAUUUCUGGCUUGGUGUUUGUGCCUUGUUAUCCAGUUGUAAAUCAUGUAUCAUUAACGUACUGACUGGCUGCAUUUCAAAGAGAUUGGAUUUGCGAAAUCUGCAAUGUGUAUAUCUGCAUAUUUUGUUCAUAUCGUUUGUUGGUGUGUGUGCAAUCGAACAUCAUUUUUGUGUUCAGAAUUAUUGAAUUGUUGUUGUAUAAAAAUACUCAGAUAUGCUUUAUGAGGAAUCGAUGUGUUUAAUCAAGGAUAGUUUUCGGCUUUCUAUAUUAUCAUUUGACAGUCGGAGUAAGAACCAGAUGAACGUGCAAUUAAAGUGUGAAUGAUUUUAGAAGAGUGGAUAUGAGUGAAAUUUCAUUUCAGAGAGCACAUUAUAGAGACCUCAUACUCUUUUCUGUUCUUGUUAGUUGCUGAAGUCAGUGAUUCUGGGGGAAAACACCAUCUUCGACAUGUAGCAAGUUUGAGGGAUAGCCCAAUGUUGGAGCGAUAACAAAACAUGAAGUCAAUCAUGUUGACUCAUGGAGAAGACAUAAUGAGGUUUUAGAUUUGAUUUGAAUAUUAUUGAAAACUGCCUGUAACUUCUUUUUAAUGAAAUGGGUACUGCUGCAGGUUUCCAAUAUCUUAUCGAGGUUUAAUUAUGAUUUGCCCAAAACCUGUAAAUGUAUCAAUUGCUGCAUUGUUUUGUUUUUUAUAUCAAAUGCUGUAAUAAAACUACAUUGAUCAUUGA
Lytechinus pictus (painted urchin) is the source of this 5377-nucleotide messenger RNA. RefSeq lists its product as uncharacterized. The record is from RefSeq and is a predicted model, not a curated record. Gene Ontology annotation, biological process: netrin-activated signaling pathway. Bases 222 to 2804 code for a protein of 860 amino acids. Gene Ontology annotation, cellular component: membrane. Lineage: Eukaryota; Metazoa; Echinodermata; Echinoidea; Temnopleuroida; Toxopneustidae. The transcript is spliced from 14 exons. Gene Ontology annotation, molecular function: netrin receptor activity; protein binding.